Messenger RNA from Cannabis sativa, 1081 nucleotides. Its product is annotated as 2-C-methyl-D-erythritol 2,4-cyclodiphosphate synthase, chloroplastic. The transcript is spliced from 3 exons. Bases 166 to 903 code for a protein of 245 amino acids. The record is from RefSeq and is a predicted model, not a curated record. Gene Ontology annotation, biological process: terpenoid biosynthetic process. Gene Ontology annotation, molecular function: 2-C-methyl-D-erythritol 2,4-cyclodiphosphate synthase activity. NCBI's taxonomy places the organism in Eukaryota, Viridiplantae, Streptophyta, Magnoliopsida, Rosales, Cannabaceae.
UACACUACCAAACAACUUUAUUUUUUAUUUUUAAUAUAUUUUGAAAAAUGAACAAAUAUUUUUAACUUAAUUAAAUAUUAUUUUUUAAAAAAAAAAAAAAAAUUAACAACUAGCUAAGAAGAGAAAGCCAAACCACAAACCCACGGACCUCCACCUUCGACGGCCAUGGCGGCGGCGACGGCAACACCACUCUGUGCUUCAACUCUUCCUCCACACUACUCCAAUACCUCCCCCAAAUCAUUCAAUCACUCCCAUUUCACGGUCGCAGUUCCCAGAAAUCUCUUCUCAUCGUCCUCAAUUUCAUCUCUAAGACAAUCGAAAACGACGCCGCUUUCGGCUCUGCCUUCUGUAUCGGCCGCCGCGACCACCGCUUUGAACGCUGAGCAAGCUCCGUCUGAGGUAUCUGCUACUCCCUCAAAGGCUCUUCCUUUUCGGGUUGGUCAUGGGUUUGACCUUCAUCGAUUGGAGCCUGGGUAUCCUUUGAUAAUUGGAGGUAUUAAUAUACCUCAUGAGAAAGGUUGCGAAGCUCAUUCUGAUGGGGAUGUUUUGCUUCAUUGUGUAGUUGAUGCUAUUUUGGGUGCUUUGGGGCUUCCUGAUAUUGGUCAAAUUUUCCCUGAUUCUGAUCCCAAAUGGAAAGGGGCUGCAUCAUCAGUUUUCAUCAAAGAAGCUGUGAGACUGAUGCAUGAGGCAGGUUAUGAGCUUGGAAAUUUAGAUGCAACAUUAAUUCUUCAAAGACCAAAGUUAAGUCCACACAAGGAAGCUAUCAGAGCCAACUUGUCUGAACUUCUAGGAGCUGACCCUGCAGUUGUUAAUCUGAAAGCGAAAACUCACGAAAAGGUCGAUAGUCUCGGGGAAAAUCGAAGCAUCGCUGCUCACACUGUGGUUCUUCUUAUGAAAAAGUAGAAAAGAAUAUGCUUGGAAAAUCCUUGUCAAAAACAUGUGGUUAGUAGUUGUAACUUCCAUAUACUAAUUACAAUUCUUACAUAAUGUAAAUGUCACCCUUUUCGGAAAAAGAAAUAAAGAACAAUAUAUGUCUCAGAAAAAUGUUUGACAUUUAUGAAUAACUGAUUAAAUUUGAUAA